Fusarium coffeatum is the source of this 2070-nucleotide messenger RNA. RefSeq lists its product as uncharacterized. Gene Ontology annotation, cellular component: nucleus. The transcript is spliced from 2 exons. Lineage: Eukaryota; Fungi; Ascomycota; Sordariomycetes; Hypocreales; Nectriaceae. Gene Ontology annotation, biological process: mRNA processing. Gene Ontology annotation, molecular function: RNA binding. The record is from RefSeq and is a predicted model, not a curated record. Bases 1 to 2070 code for a protein of 689 amino acids.
AUGUCAUAUAAACGCUCCCGCGCAACCUACGAAGCCGAUUUCCAUGCACCCUUUGCAACGUUCGGCACCCCUCUCCCUGAUGAUCCCGAAGCUCGAGACGAUGGCUCUUUUGUGCCAGUAUGGAAACAGGAGGUGAGGGAUGAGAGAGGGCGUAAACGAUUACACGGCGCAUUCACUGGUGGUUGGAGUGCAGGAUAUUUCAAUACUGUUGGGUCUAAGGAAGGAUGGACUCCGUCGACAUUCGUGUCGAGUCGAAACAACCGACAUAAAAAAGAUGGCACGACUCAAGCGCAACAGCGACCAGAAGAUUACAUGGACGAGGAGGAUCUUGCUGAUGCCGCCGAAGCACAGAAAGUACAGACUUCCCAAGCAUUUGCUGGUCUCGGCUCAGGUCAGGACGCAGAUACUGGUGGCUUGAUGGGUUUGUUAAGAGCCGAAGGAGAUACCAUGGGAUUAAAGCUGCUGCGGCGGAUGGGUUGGAGAGAUGGACAAGGCAUUGGCCCUAAGAUUCGAAGAAGUGCACGGCUUGAUGUUGAACAAAAGAAUUCCGAUACCGCCGAGACACACCUGUUUGCGCCGGACAAUGCUGAGAUGAUUCGAUUUAUCCGCAAGAACGAUCGGAAAGGACUAGGGCAUGACGGCGAGACCAAGUUGUCGAACCCGAUCACAGCAGCAGCCGACGAGGAUGACGAGGAUGAGAAUGUCCCCGAGACGGCCCCACAAACCACCUCUCUUUUCUCAUCGCAGAAAUCAAAGUCGAAACCCGGGCGUGGUGGAAUAGGAGUGGGUAUACUGAACGAUAACGGAUCCGACGAAGAAGACCCCUACGAGAUCGGACCCAAAAUCCGGUACAAUCGUGUUGUCGGUGGUGAUAAGAAGAAAAAGAAGGCAAAGAAAGCAUCUGCUGCAGUUAACCCUGCGCUGAAGAAUGCUCCGGUCUUUGUGUCACGGACAGCCCGAGCUGGUAACGGUCUUGGGAGAUGCCAUGAUGGGCGAUUACCGCUUGAUGGUUUUGUGCUAGCCAAAAUCACAGAGGAUUUAUCUGGUCUUCUGUUAGAAUAUGCGCCCCCUCCAGUCCCAGAAGGAUGGAUGUCCUCCAAAACAUCCUCGGAACAGGCAGCUUCUUCAGGGUAUAAGUCAACGGCAGAUGCUGCAAAAGCAUCCACCCAUGAUGCGAAGUCAAGGGCAGCUCUUCUUGGAGAAAAGAGUCUACCAGGAAAAUCGGUUUUUGACUACAUCACUAGAUCAGCACGGGACCGACUUGCUACAGCAUCCGGGAACAAACAACUCCCACAAGGCUUGGGAGAGAUACCAGAAGGUUAUGCCAUAUCGGAGGAGGAAAAGCUGCAGGCAGCCUGGGACCAAGCGCCUAAGCUGGAUCGCGAAACGGCCAUCGCAGCUAUCUCACGAGGCUCAUCUGGACCCUACGCGGACAACGAAGAGAAAAAAGCACGUUACAGGACCUACUUGGAACACUUCGCAACGGGCAGUCAACCGCUACCAUACAAACCCAAAGGAAUGGCUUACGAUGACUUUUCAAGAGAACUUUCAGAGUUCCAUAAUUGCGCUAGGAUUUUCAAACCAAUGACAGGGUUUAUGGCUUCUCGUUUUACCACAGCAAAGAAGCCAUCGACCGUUUCAACGAACGAGUCCGAGACAGACCUGUUGUCAGAACCAGAGCCAAAGGUAGCUGAUCCAGCAGAAGAGGCGGCCAAGAUGGGCAUGUAUGGCAAGAUGACUCGAACAGUUGACAACUUUUACCCCACCCGAUUGUUGUGCAAAAGGUUUAAUGUUAGGCCACCUGCGCACUCUCAACCAGACGCUGAGAUGGGAACUGGCUCUGGCACAAGAAGUCGUGAUGAAGCCUCAGGCCAUAUGGAAGAUGCUGAGGUCAGUUCAGGGACACCGACUGGGGAUGUCAAGUUGGUCGGGAAUGUUCCUGGAGGGACUGUGCCACCUGCUCCUGUGCCUGAACCUGCUAUUAAUCCGGACAAGAAUGAAGCAGUCGAGGGAAAGACGGCACAUGACGAAGUCCUUCGAGCAAUUUUUGGAGAUAGCGAUAGCGAAUAA